Messenger RNA from Hemiscyllium ocellatum (epaulette shark), 3955 nucleotides. It is a transcript of the gene ncln, whose product is annotated as nicalin. The transcript is spliced from 15 exons. Bases 152 to 1831 code for a protein of 559 amino acids. The record is from RefSeq and is a predicted model, not a curated record. Lineage: Eukaryota; Metazoa; Chordata; Chondrichthyes; Orectolobiformes; Hemiscylliidae. Gene Ontology annotation, biological process: regulation of signal transduction. Gene Ontology annotation, cellular component: endoplasmic reticulum membrane.
UGAUCAGUGUCAGAACCGAGCGUAGUAGAGGUGGUGAAUGAAGUAUUAGCGAUUUCAUUUUGCUUUGAAAAAAAUCUUAUCAAGGUUUCGUCUCAAAUAUUUUAUAUAUAUAUAUAUUAAAGAAGGACUCUUGCCGAAAGGAAAUUCCAGAAUGUUCGAAGAAGCGAGCGAAGUGUUUGACAAUAUGUUCAAGGGCUCUUUCCCAUUGACUUUCAUAGUCUUUAUCCCGGCGGUGUUGAUACUGGUCUCCCCGCUGCCCAUAGAAGCUGCCCAUGAGUUUACUGUGUACCGAAUGCAACAGUAUGACUUGCAGGGACAGGCCUAUGGUACAAGGAAUGCCAUGCUGAACACUGAGGCUCGAACAAUUGAAGCAGAUGUACUGAGCCGCCGGUGUAUAAUAAUGAGGCUAGCAGAGUUUUCCUUUGAAAAGUUUCAGGAAGCCAUACGACAGAGUGCAGGGGCAAUUGUGAUAAUUCUACCCCAAAACAUGUCGACAAUGCCUCAGGAUGUCAUUCAGCAAUUCAUGGAGAUUGAGCCAGAGCUGUUGGCAACUGAGACAAUUGUGCCAGUGUAUUUUGCUUUGGAGGAUGAUGAACUCUUGUCAAUACACGAACAAACAAAUUCAGCUUCUGUCUCUCAAGGCACCGCUUCAGCUGCAGAAGUCCUUUUGCACACAGCCACAGCCAAUGGCUUCCAGAUGGUUACAAGUGGGACCCAAAGCAAACCCAUUAGUGAUUGGUCAAUAACCAGCCUUGAGGGCAGAUUGACUGGCCUGGGUGGAGAAGAUCUUCCCACCAUUGUAAUUGUAGCACACUAUGACUCCUUUGGAGUGGCUCCUUGGCUGGCUUACGGUGCUGAUUCAAAUGGUAGUGGUGUAGCAGCUUUACUAGAACUGGCUCGACUAUUUUCCAAACUCUAUACUUACAAGAGGACACAUGCUGGAUAUAAUAUCCUGUUCUAUGUAUCCGGGGGAGGCAAAUUUAAUUACCAGGGCACAAAACGGUGGCUGGAGGACAACCUGGAUCACACAGAUUCCAGCCUCCUUCAGGAUAACGUUGCAUUCGUUUUGUGCCUCGAUACGUUAGGCAAUGGUGAUAGUCUUUACCUUCAUGUCUCAAAGCCACCGAAGGAAGCCACUCCACAGCACACCUUCCUGAAAGAGCUUGAAACAGUGACCUCCAGGUUUCCAGAAGUGAAAUUCUCCAUGAUCCAUAAAAAAAUCAACUUGGCCGAAGACAUGUUGGCCUGGGAGCAUGAACGAUUCGGAAUUCGUCGGUUACCAGCAUUCACCGUAUCCCGCCUAGAAAGCCAUAAAAACAGCCUUCGGACCAGUGUUAUGGACAUGAGGUCCCAGAUUAGUAUUCAGAAAUUAUGUCGCAAUACCAAAAUAAUUGCUGAGGCACUGGCAAGAGUCAUUUACAACCUAACAGAGAAGGGUGCCCCAGAGGAUCUUCAAAUCUUCACUGAGCAAAUGCAACUACAGGAGGACCAGCUAUCGUCCGUACUUGACUGGCUAACAGCUCAGCCAAGGGCAGCGCAGCUCGUUGAUAAGGACAGCACCCUGAUCUCCACAAUGGAGUAUUACAUGAGUCGAUACUUGAAAGAUGUCAAACGCCAUCAUGUGAAGGCAGAUAAAAGGGAUCCAGAAUUUCUCUUCUAUGAUCAGCUGAAACAGACCAUGAAUGCGUACAGAGUGAAACCUGCCAUCUUUGAUCUGUUGUUGGCGUUGUGUAUAGCAGCAUAUCUAGGAGUUACUUAUUUUAUUGCUCAGAAUUUUGGUUUCAUUUAUAACACAGUACGGAGGAUAACACUGAAGCCAAAGCAGCACUAAUGUUCAAAGUCCUCUGCUCUUGGUACUUUCAAAUCAUAAAAGGAUUCUUCCAAUACAACCGCCUUAUCUCGUGGUAUGGCUGGAUCUGAUCUACAGCACUGAGCCAAAUCUUUGUGAUUAUGCAGCAUCAGCAACUUCCUAAGGGUUGGAAGAUGUUCUGUAAAUAAUGGCACUAUUGCUAUUUCACUGCUACAACCACACACAAAAACUAUUUUAUUUUAACCUAAAUACAAUCCACGUGAAGCACUACCCAAAACCUGGUCACCUGUCCUCCAUUGGAGAAUUUGUAUAUUAAGAAUCCCCAAUAUAAUGUUAAUCCAGGUUUGAAUGCAUGAAUAUAUGUUUGCUGGUUGUAAUUUGUUUAAUUCUGUUAGCUGUAAGGGUCCUGAUAAAAUAAAUGAGUGAUGAACAAAGGAUAGCCUAUGAUUCAGCACCAAUUACUUUCAAAGUAACCACGUAGACAAUUGUCUGAGUAAUUUCUCCAGCUGUGAUCAUGAGCCUUUUGCAUCAUGGGGCCGUAUGUGUGAAAGUAUGUGCAGGUCAUUCUGCUAUAAUGUACGUUUCAUUAACACAAAUUCUCAAUAACAUAAUUGAUGAAUUGAGGACAUUGUUUCUAAAGUGUGAAGUUUUAAAGCAUGUAUUGUUUAUGAUGCGAUUCCAGCCCCAUUAGUUUAAAUGCUGCUGCUAUUACGCAAUUUUCUUAACACAAGAUUACACGAGAACGGAACUACCGCGGUAUAGCAGAACUGACUGUAUAAUGGUCAAAUCACGUACCAUUUAAUUUCACCAUAGCCUUCGUUGCUGAUCGAACAGAUCUGUGUUUUAAUUUAGGAUGAAAAGCAGCCUUUUCAAAAUGCUUAAACCCUGAACACUGAAACUUGAUAAACCAAUGAAGAAGACCUCAGUGGCUUAGGUUUGGCAGUUCUCGGUGACUGUCCAUGGGUUUGGCUUAGUUGGCUGGACAGCCAGUUUGCAAUGCAGAGUGACAUCAACAUCAUAAGUUCAAUUCCUACACCAACUGAUGUUACUGUGAAGGAUUCUCCUUCUCAAACUGUUGCCUUGCCUAAGGUAUGGUGACCCUUGCAUUAAACUACCACCAGUUGUGUCUCCCUCUAGUUCCAGUGGGACUAUAGUAACUUUAAUCGGCUCCAUGGGCUGCAUUUGGGCUUCCCUGCAGUCCUGGGGUGGACUGGGGAGAUGGAUACAGGAAUGAAGAAAUCGUUUACUCUUCUGAAAUCAAAAUUAGAGGCUGAUCUUGGAUACAAUUAAGGAAACUUUAUUCUGUGUCCCUUUAUGGUGUACCUAAUCUAAAUUUCCCACUGGCUAGCCAAAAUAGAAGUUGCUCCAUUUCCUGACAUGCAGGUCACUGACUUUCAGCAGGUAACAGAAACAGGGUUUCGUCCUUUGAGUGUUAUAAGCUAGUCCCUUUCUGUAGUAAACAAAAUAAAGAUCUCUCUCUCUCUCUCUCUCUCUCUCUCUCUCUCUCCCCCUCCCUCCCUCCCUGACCUAUUGAGUUUCUGAAAUAUAAAUGGAAGCACUUAGCUUGUCUAUGGAGAAAGGAACUGAAUUGAUGUUAAACUUCAGUUAGACCCUUAGUUGUUCAUUCUGCAUUACCCAGGUAGUAAAGCUGGAACCUCAGAUACAUGUGUCUAUUUGCUUGACCAUCAUGACAGCUCGUUCACUUAAAGUAGUUGAGGUUGAAGGCACUACCCUCACUGUCAUCCAAAUCAGUGAGCCUUUAAACCUAACUUUCAACCUAAAAAUCAAAACCACAAACAUAUUUUCUUGCCUUUCAACCCAAAAGAAAUGGCAGCUUCUACCCAGUAUUGCAAUGUACACUGUCAUUCCUCGUCAUGUUCUGUGGCAUUUUCAGAACCUUAAAUAUUUUCUUUUGAAACUCAUUGAAAAUGUUUUAUUCCAUUUUUAAUUGCUGCCUCUUGGCCUGAAUUUUUAUUUAUGUCUGAACUGGAUAUUUGUUGAAAAUCAUUGUUAAUGGGUGUUUUUUUUUUCCUGAUAUGUAUUGAAAUGGAUUAUGGGAUAACAAUGGAGCUGUAUCGAACACUGACCUCCUUCAUGCCUGUUCUGUUCUGCAGGAAGGAAAACUAAUAAAAUUGCAGGAAAAGA